Molecule: messenger RNA, 300 nt
Organism: Gryllus bimaculatus (two-spotted cricket)
Lineage: Eukaryota; Metazoa; Arthropoda; Insecta; Orthoptera; Gryllidae
Source: the annotation of a GenBank genome assembly
AUGAGAAACACUCAAAUCAAACUUGAAGAAAAUCCAACAAGCGUUUGGUCGAGACCGCGUGACAAACAAAUCUUCAGACUGGGGAAAUGUUGGAUCGUGGAAUUAAUCAAGGCCUUGCUGCGUUUCGUGAAAGAGCUGUUGAUUUUACCAGAAAUGGUGAAUGCUGUAAUAGACGAUGGUGAAGAUGGAAUGAAUGAAAAUGGAACAAAAGUAGAAGGUAAAUGGAAAAACCACAAGGGCACAUAUCUUCAACUGGCUAUUUUUCCACUUCAACUUCCACUUGAAGGAUCUCUAUUUUGA